This is a messenger RNA of Entamoeba invadens IP1, 1143 nucleotides long. RefSeq names its product phosphatase, putative. Lineage: Eukaryota; Evosea; Mastigamoebida; Endamoebidae. Gene Ontology annotation, cellular component: cytosol. The record is from RefSeq and is a predicted model, not a curated record. The transcript has a single exon. Gene Ontology annotation, molecular function: phosphatidylinositol-3,4,5-trisphosphate 3-phosphatase activity; phosphoprotein phosphatase activity. The coding region runs from base 1 to 1143 and encodes 380 amino acids. Gene Ontology annotation, biological process: dephosphorylation.
AUGAUAAGAACGAUUGCCGCGCAGGACAAGACGUGUCUUUCGUUCCAAGGGAUGUUGUUUGACCUUUCUUACGUUCUUCCAAACUUAAUAGCAAUGGCGUUCCCCGCCACCGGCUUUUCCCAGCAGUGGAGAAAUUCCCGCAACGACGUCGCUGCUUUUCUCGCUAAAAACCAUAAAGACCACUUCAAAAUUUGGAACUUGACCGAAGAACAAUACGACGGAACUCCUUUUAACAACCAAGUGGUUCACGCCGGCUUUUUGGACCACCAACCCCCUAAGUUCAACUUUCUGAUUGAAAUUGUGUCUGAUAUUGUGAAGUAUUUAAACGAAGACCCAAUGAAUACAGCGGUUAUACAUUGUAGAGCGGGAAGAGGACGUACGGGGAUAGUUGUCUGCGCUGUGUUGUUGGCACUUGGUCGAGCAAAAACGACUGAAGAAGCGUUGACUCUCUUUGGGGAACGAAGAAGCAAGAAACAGAGGGGCGUCACGGCACCUUGCCAAAUGAGAUACGUCUAUUACUUCGAUUGCUACUUACGAUCGUUUGAGAACUUCAUUAAGAUACCGUCGUAUCUCAUCAAAUUUUCGUCCAUCGAGACGUUCGGACUUAAAAUUGGCAUUUCAGGAUAUGAAGACGCCACACCCAUUUUCUAUUUCAACCCACUGAGUCAACACAAUAUGCACCCACAGUUACUUUAUAUACAACAAAAGUUAAAUCGUAUCGACGAUCGUUGUUUAUCAGUCUUUCCAAAGAAUAUCAUGUCGGGGGAUAUCGUCAUUGUUAUCUGCUUCUUGUCGAAAGGUAAGAUCAACGUCAUCGGGAGAUUGAUGAUCAACACAUUCUUCUUGGAAGAUGACGUCAAGUACGAAUUCACGUUAAAUGAGAUUCAAAGCCCCACGGAGGGGAGAAACAAAAACUCGUUCAAACUUCCCGAAGACUUCAAAAUCAUUGUGAGGACCGAGCAAUUUGAAAAUUAUGACGACGUCGUCCAAGCCCAUGACAAAAUACUCAAUUCGCUGUUUGUCCUCAAUUCUAUCGAUCGCAUUGUCGAUAGAAAUCAAGUAAAAAGAAUGUCAACACCCCUCUCCGAGACCUCCAUCCCAAGUUACCCGGCACCGCCAUCGUUGGAUAUGACCUUUUUGUAA